CCAGGAUCAUAACAGCUUGAUUUUAUUUUGAAACAUCACAUGCUCAUGUGGCGAUAUAUUGACUUGGAUGAAAUUGCAUCUUUGCAGGUCAUCAGAUGUGUCAAGCAUUCUUUCUGAAGUCGUGAGAGCGAGCGAGGAAGUUGCCCGACAAAAGGCUGUGUCUGUGCACUAUCGUCACCUCCCGCAUGAUGGCAUAAAUCUGAUGGCUGCUGUUGAACCGUCUCCUCUACGCCAAGCACUCUGCAAUUUAAUUGACAAUGGGCUCCAGAGUGCGCCAUCUGGGGGAGGAUGGAUAACGGUAGAGGCGCGAGCUGCGCCAGCUGGAGGUGUGCUUGUUGUCGUCACAGAUAAUGGCCCGGGAUUACCCCUUAUUACACAGGCAUAUACAGUGGGAAGACUGUCUGGUCACUCAAAGUCGAUGUCAACAUCGGGGUUUGCAGCUGCAUCGACAGAUAAGCUUAGAACUCACCUAACCACAGAUGAGGGCACGACAAGACCACUGCCAGCCAUCGGGUUGGCCAUUGCCAAAGAUUUAGUGGAGGGUAUGGGAGGGGUUCUGAGAGUGGACUCACCUUUUCUUCAAGGGACAGCUCCAGCAGAAAUGAAUGGGACAAAAGUGGAACUCUGGCUACCAGCUGUGCUGCACAAUGGCCCAAUUACUCUUGCCAGAACGGCAUGUGUGGAAGUGGAUGCGACGCCAGAUGUAGGUGAUAGUGUGGAAGAAAUGUAAAAAGCAGAAAGACUUCCCAGCCAACCAAAUGGAGAUUU
Chara braunii is the source of this 768-nucleotide messenger RNA. The record is from the annotation of a GenBank genome assembly. Lineage: Eukaryota; Viridiplantae; Streptophyta; Charophyceae; Charales; Characeae.